Armigeres subalbatus is the source of this 879-nucleotide messenger RNA. RefSeq lists its product as uncharacterized. Gene Ontology annotation, biological process: DNA integration. The coding region runs from base 1 to 879 and encodes 292 amino acids. The transcript has a single exon. Gene Ontology annotation, molecular function: nucleic acid binding. The record is from RefSeq and is a predicted model, not a curated record. NCBI's taxonomy places the organism in Eukaryota, Metazoa, Arthropoda, Insecta, Diptera, Culicidae.
AUGUUAUGGAUGCGCAGUAGUUCGCAGAGAAAACCCACCAGAACCUAUGCUAUGCUACGAACGGAAAUGCCGGAAAGAGCCUGGCAGAGAAUCGCUAUUGAUUUCUUUUCAGCAAAAGGGUUUGCAACAUUCCUAGUCAUCGUGGACUAUUUUAGUCGUUUCGUUAAAGUAAUUGAAAUGAAAGAGACAAAUGCUUCGAAGACGAUUGAGGCACUCGAGGGCGUAUUUAUGGAACAAACCUAUCCAGAAACGAUUCGUUGCGACAAUGGGCCGCCAUAUGCGAGCGAAGAAUUCUCUGAAUAUUGCUUGAGCAAGAACAUACAGCUCAUCCACACCAUCCCCUACUGGCCGCAAAUGAACGGGAUGGUGGAGCGCCAAAAUAGAGGAAUUUUGAGAGCAUUAAGGAUUGCCAAGGCAACUGGCACAGACUGGCGAAAAUCCGUUCAGGAUUACGUCCAUAUGCACAACACUACACCACAUUCUGUGACAGAAAAGCGUCCGAUGGAGCUAUUGAUGGGUCGUCCAAUAAAGUGCCUAUUUCCAUCACUGAGAACGGAACCGGGAUUGCAUCGUGAUGAAAGCAUACGCGAUACCGAUGCAAUAAAGAAAUGUAAAGGAAAGCUCUACGCGGAUGAGCGUAGGCAUGCAAAGCCAUCUUCCAUAGAGGUAGGAGACUCCGUCAUGUUGAAGAAAUACGAUUGCGGAAAGUUAGAACCAAAUUUCUUACUCGAGCGUUUCACAGUUGUCCAACGGACUGGUAAUGAUGUGAUUGUCGAGAAUGCUGAGGGUGUGCAGUAUCGUAGAUGCGUGACUCAUUUAAGAAAAUGGCCAAAGGCAGAUGAUGAAGCCCGACGAUGUACCAGAAUGUGUGCCGGCUGA